AUUACUUUUUACGCAAUCGCUUGCGUCAUCAGAAGGCGACUUCCUACAUGCUGAACGCGUCCUUGGGACUCUUUGCACUUUAGAAUAUGACUUAUUAACACUUAUUAGCUUAAUAACUAUUACAGAAAGUACAUGAAGUGAUGAGCCGUCUUUGGUAAGCGCUCAGAAUAUUAUUCUUUCACAGAGCUGGACUGUCAGACUGACUGAGGAGAGAUGAGCGCUCCUAACGCCAGUGAACGCAAAGCCUGCUGGGGCGCCAAAGACGAGCUCUGGAAGUGUCUAGAUGUCCAUCAGGACCAAACAUCUAUCUGUGAGAAACACCAGCGAGAGUUUGAAGCCAAGUGUCCUGCCCAGUGGGUGAAGUAUUUCAUGAAACGGAGGGACUUCUUGAAGUACAAGGAGAAAAUACAAAACGAGGGUUACGAACCAACUGAAGGAGCGUCGAAAUUAUAGACAUGGGAGGAAAUGAAAACACUGGACUCUGGACUGGUUGUAUGAAACAUUGUGUUUUUGUCUCAUCUCAUAAUUUAUCUCAAUGUGUCUGUGCUGUAUGGAGAUUCAAUGUGAUGUUUGAAAUGCAAAAUAAAUAAAAUGAAUCAAAAA
Onychostoma macrolepis is the source of this 603-nucleotide messenger RNA. RefSeq names its product cytochrome c oxidase assembly factor 6 homolog. The coding region runs from base 214 to 453 and encodes 79 amino acids. NCBI's taxonomy places the organism in Eukaryota, Metazoa, Chordata, Actinopteri, Cypriniformes, Cyprinidae. The record is from RefSeq and is a predicted model, not a curated record. The transcript is spliced from 3 exons. Gene Ontology annotation, cellular component: respiratory chain complex IV; mitochondrion. Gene Ontology annotation, biological process: respiratory chain complex IV assembly.